AUGAGCUCACACGCAAGCACAAUCGAUGUAACAGAACUCACAAUCCCCACAUUCCACGCCGCACUACGCGAGGGGCAAACAAGCAUCACCGCCGUCGUCCGCGCAUAUCUAUCCCGCAUCACGCAGCACGACAAAACACUAAAAAGCCUCAUAACAAUCAACUCGAACGCCCUAAGCGAAGCCGCCGAGAAAGACGCCGAGACUGGCCGUCUCCUCCAGCAGAAUGCGGAGAAUACCACCCCGGCUGUGGCUGCUGCUGCUGCUUCCCUCCCUGCCCUCCACGGCGUCCCCAUCCUCCUAAAAGACAACUAUACAACCUACGGCCUCCCCACAAGCGGCGGCUCAAAAGCCCUAGCCACCUUAUCCAGCAGGGAUAGCAAUGUCGUACGAACUCUCCGGCAGAACGGCGCUAUCAUUAUAGGAAAGGCCAAUCUCCAUGAAUUCGCACUGCACGGAACAACAACAUCCUCGCUCGGCGGGCAAACACUCAACCCGUACGAUAGCACCCGUACACCGGGCGGAUCAUCUGGCGGGACGGGAGCUGCAUUGGCGUUGAAUCUGGGCAUGGUGGGCUGUGGCACUGAUACGGUCAACUCGUUACGUUCGCCUGCGUCUGCGUGCUCGAUUGUUGGGUUUCGGCCGUCACUGGGGAGGGUUGAUACGCAGGGGAUUGUGCCUGUUUCUGAGACGCAGGAUGUUGCGGGUCCGAUGGGGAGGUGUGUGGGUGAUGUGAAGGUUUUGUUUGAUGUUAUGAAGGGGGAUUCGAAAGGAAGUGUGACUGAGAGAAGGAAGAGUGGAAUUGAGAAGGGAGUGUUUCGAAUUGGUGUCUUGGAGGAAUACUUCCAUCUGGAGACGCCAUCAUCAUCAUCUAGCAGUGGCACGCUGGAUGCUGAACUCGUCGCUGAAAAUGCUAUCGUGCAAGAGGUUACUCGCAAUGCUUUGUCUCUGAUCAGCUCAGCGCAAGACCCAUCGAACAUCAACAUCACCCUCGUCUCUAUCCCAGCCAACAGCCACAAUGAUAAUGACUGGAGCGUAUCCCACCUCCUCGACAACGGAGACACCCAGGCCUUCGAAUUCAGAGAAUGUCUAAACAAAUUCCUUCAAUCAGAAGGAGUUUCCUCCCCGCACCCCUCCCUCGAAAGUAUCGCUUCAAGCGGAGAGUACGAUAGAAAGGCCGUGACGAAUGUAUUCACCCUCCCACUCAGCGACAAAGAAACAUAUUCGCGCACAAGCCCAGAAUACAAAUCCCGACUUGCCCUCAUUGAAUCAUUAAAGACUUCUGUCCGAAACCUCUUCACAAAACAUGACCUCGACGCCCUUGUAUACCCGCACCAGCGCCAUUUUCCCAUCAAAAUCGGACCGACGGUUCAGCCUGCCAGGAAUGGGAUUCUUGCUGCUCUCACGGGCAGACCUGCCAUUUGUAUUCCAGGUGGGUUCAGCCCGGUUACACCUGAUGCUCCCCGGGGUGUACCGAUUGGAUUGGAGCUGAUGGGGCGAGAGGGAGGAGACGAGGUGUUGUUGGAUCUGGCUGAGUUUAUCGAGGGUAUUCUCUCAGCGAGAAUAGUCCCGCAUUGA
This is a messenger RNA of Penicillium manginii, 1575 nucleotides long. RefSeq names its product amidase. NCBI's taxonomy places the organism in Eukaryota, Fungi, Ascomycota, Eurotiomycetes, Eurotiales, Aspergillaceae. The transcript has 2 exons. The coding region runs from base 1 to 1575 and encodes 524 amino acids. The record is from RefSeq and is a predicted model, not a curated record.